AUGGAACUCAUGAUCGGCGACUGCGAAGUCACCCGGGUAUUGAUCAACACCGGCAGCACCGUAGACCUCAUCUUCAAAGAAACACUGCAAAAAAUGGAACUCCAGGAUUGCCGAAUAAAACCCAAGAAAAAGCCUCUGACAGGAUUCUCCGGAGACACCACCAUGACGGUCGGCACCAUCAAACUCGCGGUACGAGUAGGACAGGUCACCAAGAUCGUCAAGUUCGUGGUGUCGACAAGCCGGCAAUCUACAACGCGAUCAUGGGAACCCCUUGGAUCCACGCUCUAA
Messenger RNA from Microthlaspi erraticum, 288 nucleotides. Lineage: Eukaryota; Viridiplantae; Streptophyta; Magnoliopsida; Brassicales; Brassicaceae. The record is from the annotation of a GenBank genome assembly.